AAGAAACUACACACUCGAUGCCUGUGUAGUUACUCUGUCCUCUUACAGCUCACCGACUUCUACUCCUCCCCUUGAAUCAUCAAUAAGCGACAACUCCUUCGCUUCUCUCUCUCUCUCUCUCUCACUGGUUCUCUCAUUCACGACCACGGACAAAGAAUCAAUUGACGUCGUGUUCCUCCUGUAGAAAAUGGGUUUUGUCGUGCAUCUUGGUGGUUUUGUAAUUUGACGGUAUUGCUGUUAGAAUCUCUGGUUUUGGAAAAUGUUUGGUGGCUUUUCUCGCAGGCGCAUGAAACUUGGCAGAGUGAAGAAGGUGCAGCUGUCAGACUCUGCUCAGGGAGCUAGAAGUCCAUUGAGAAUUCCAAAACGGAUAAGCAAGAGCAAUGGUGAAUGUGCUGAGCCGAAAAAUGAUCAUUCUGAUGAAAUUGACUGCCAAUGCCCAUCAGUUGAGCCCAAGAUUAGUGACAGUACAUCAGGAAAUUCUGAGAAUUGGAUGUUGUUGUCAAUUGCUGGGGAAAAACCCACUCCUCGCUACAAUCAUGCAGCAACUGUGAUUGGAAACAGGAUGAUAGUGGUUGGUGGUGAAUCUGCAAAUGGGAUGUUAGAUGAUGUACAGGUACUUAAUUUUGACAGGUUUAGUUGGAGCACAGGUUCAUCAAAGCUAUACUUGUCACCAAGCAGUCUGCCAUUGAAGAUCCCAGCAUGCAAGGGCCAUAGUCUGGUUUCUUGGGGGAGGAAGGCACUUCUAAUUGGGGGAAAGACUGAUGCUGUGAGCGAAAGGAUUUCAGUGUGGGCAUUUGAUACGGAAACAGAGUGCUGGUCACUUAUGGAAGCAAAGGGAAACAUACCGAUUUCUCGUAGUGGUCACACCGUGGUUAUAGCAAACUCUGUUUUAAUCAUGUUUGGAGGUGAAGAUGCUAAAAAGAGGAAACUAAAUGAUAUGCAUAGGUUCGAUCUGAAGUCUUUGACUUGGCUUCCUCUUCAUUGCAAGGGAACAGGUCCAUCUCCGAGAUCCAAUCAUGUGGCAACCCUUUAUGAUGAUAAAACUCUUUUUGUGUUUGGAGGAGUUUCAAAGUCUAGGACAUUGAAUGACUUGUACUCACUUGACUUUGAAACGAUGAUAUGGUCUAGAAUAAAGAUAAAAGGCUUCCAUCCUUCACCUAGGGCUGGCUGCUGUGGAGUUUUAUGUGGAACGAAAUGGUAUAUAUCAGGGGGUGGAAGCAAGAAAAAACGUAUGCCCAGACAUGCGGAAACUUUAAUAUUUGACAUCUUAAAAGUUGAGUGGUCUGUAGCUGGAGCUUCACCCCCAUCAUCCAUCACAGCCAACAAGGGAUUUAGUCUAGUACUUGUGCAACACAAGGAAAAGGAUUUCCUUGUUGCAUUUGGUGGAUUCAAAAAGGAGGCAUCAAACCAGGUUGAGGCCAUGGGUAUGGAUAAGAGUAAAUCAUCCAUGGGUAGGCGAUCUGCUCUCACUAAAUUUGGGGCACCUGUACUUCUUGAGAAACACUCAUCAUCGACUGGUUUAGCUGCUCAAAUCAGUAAUGGUUCUUCCCAGCAUUCAGUAGAUUCUGUCGCAAGGCAAAAUAUAGCCUCUGCAAUCGAACAUCAUGGUUCUGGUAGGAAAUCUUUGUCAGACUUCACACUCGUGAAUCAAAAUCCUGCUUCAGGCAAUGUCUCACUGCGCAAGCAAUUUCUCAAUGGGGAAGAAAGCUGUGCUGCUGUAAAGAUGACAAAGACUUCAGAAGUUGAUAGUUCUAUAUUACCGGUGAUGGAACAGAGAAGUAGUCAAUCUGAGAUGUCUGUUCAGAUUAAUGCUGGAGGAAAGAUUACCGCAGAAGAAAUGUCAUUCACAUUUGAAUCAGAAAAUCCCAACCCUCAUAAUGUAGGAGUUAGAAACCUUCUGGAUGAUAACAAUGAGCUAAUAUUACCAGAAACUGAAAGUAAACCUGUAGCUGGCCUUUCGAGUGUACAUCAAUUGUAUGAAGCAAAAGUAGUUGCGCUAAUAAAAAAGAAUGGAAUUUUAGAAGCGCAACUAGCUUCUGCUUUGGGAAGUCGAGAAUCUGCAGAGAGAAAUUUGUCUUCUGUUCUUAAGAGCAGACAAGAAAUGGAGAAAAAAUUGACAGACACAGUGAGGGAGAUGGAGUUGCUGAAAGAGAGACUGGCUUGUGUAGAACAAGCUCAAGAAGAGGCCAACAACCUAUCAAGUAUUGUCCAUUCUGAUAAUGUAAGGCUGGAGCACGAUGUGGCUUUCCUAAAGGCAGUUUUGGAUGAUACGCAAAAGGAGUUGCACUCAACUAGGGGGGUACUUGCAGGGGAGAGGGCAAGAGCAUUCCAACUCCAGGUUGAAGUUUUUCAUCUCAGACAAAGAUUACAAACUAUGGAAAACCGAGCACCUACCCCCAGGAAACCGUUUAAUGUGUAGUACAGAGUAUAGUUUUGAUCGA
Molecule: messenger RNA, 2441 nt
Organism: Tripterygium wilfordii
Lineage: Eukaryota; Viridiplantae; Streptophyta; Magnoliopsida; Celastrales; Celastraceae
Product: acyl-CoA-binding domain-containing protein 4
Exons: 17
Coding region: 260-2419 (719 amino acids)
Molecular function (GO): protein binding
Source: RefSeq, a predicted model, not a curated record